Messenger RNA from Loa loa (African eye worm), 396 nucleotides. RefSeq lists its product as hypothetical. The record is from RefSeq and is a predicted model, not a curated record. Bases 1 to 396 code for a protein of 131 amino acids. NCBI's taxonomy places the organism in Eukaryota, Metazoa, Nematoda, Chromadorea, Rhabditida, Onchocercidae. The transcript has a single exon.
AUGGAUAUGUAUAUUUUAGGAGAUACAAAUCGUGAUAUUUUAUGUACAGAUUCAUUAACAUGUAAUGAACAUCAUCGUUUAUGGUGGCUUCAUAUGCGUAAUCAUGCUAACAAUAUUCAACAAUUUAUGGAACAUAAACGAUAUAAAAAUGAAAUAGAAGGAAAUGAAUUAUCUGUAUAUUCAUUAAAAAUGCGAUAUAUAUUAUGCAAAGAAGUACAAAGUGUAGGUUUUAUGAUUGAUACAAGAAAUGACCAAUGGCCAUUACGAUGUUUAUGGAUUGGAAAUGCUAUGAAUGGUACAUGUGCACCAGCACCACCAAGUAAUCGAUCAAUUUUUUAUAUUACACCUAAAGAAUGGCAACAAAAAGUUAAGGUAUAUGUUUUAAUUGAUAUUUAA